This is a messenger RNA of Camellia sinensis, 2875 nucleotides long. RefSeq names its product zinc finger BED domain-containing protein RICESLEEPER 3. NCBI's taxonomy places the organism in Eukaryota, Viridiplantae, Streptophyta, Magnoliopsida, Ericales, Theaceae. The record is from RefSeq and is a predicted model, not a curated record. Gene Ontology annotation, molecular function: DNA binding.
UGCAUAACCGAGAGGAUUGAAUUGAGCCUAAAAUCUGCUAAAAUGGGUUCGGAUCCUUUUCACGAGAACACUUUCCAAAAUCAGAGAGUCUCUUCGUUUGCCAUUGCUUCACUUGCCAUCUUCGAUGGCUUCUUGCUUUGUAUCUGGACUGUGAAUCGAAGACCUGUUCACUGCUAUUGUGAAAAACAUGGUGAGCAAUCGACAGAAAAACCCAGAAGUGUUCCCAACACCAGACCCAACAAUACCCAAAGACCCAAACAAGAAGAACAAAAUGAAGAGCAAAUUCAAACGCAAGAAACCAGAAACCCAAUCCUCAGACCAACCCAAUAUACCCAAGCAUUGCUCUAAGAAAUCUCACUGGGAAAAGAACAAGAUGGAUGAAUCUACUUCUGGAGAACCUAAAACACAAGAACCCAAGAAACUAAACCUAGGGAUUGUUUGGGAUCAUUUCACAAGAUUGGAUUGUGAACAUGGUGAAAAUCCUAGGGCUGCCUGCAACUAUUGUGGUAUGGAUUAUGCAUGUGAUCCUAAAGUUAAUGGAACAAAACUUAUGUUAACUCAUAUAGAAUCACGGUGCAAGGAGUAUCCCUUAAGGCAAGAUGAGAACCAAACUACUACCCUAGGUUUUGAACCCAAAAGAGAAACUGUUGAUGGAGAAACAAUUGGUGAUCUUGUGGCUGCAAGUUUUAGUGUGGAUGCAUGUAGAAAGGCCCUAGUGGAGAUGUUCAUAAUAGAUGAAUUGCCUUUUAAAUUUGUGGAAGGUGAAGGAUUUAAACGAUUUAUGCGUGUGGUGCAACCAAAGUGGCUAACAAUUCCAUCUAGGAUUACAAUUGCUAAUGAUUGUAAGUCAAUAUUUGUGAGAGAGAAGGCGGCUUUGAAGAAUGCACUUAGAGGUCAACGAAUAUGUCUUACUACUGGCACUUGGACAUCUGUGCAAAAUUUGAAGUAUUUGUGUCUUAUUGCACAUUUUAUUGAUUGUGAUUGGAAACUUAACAAAAAAAUUCUUAACUUUCGUUUAGUACCAAAUCAUAGAGGUAAAACACUUGGUAGGGUGAUUGAGGGUUGUUUGUCAGAAUGGGGCAUUGAUAAGCUUCUAACAAUUACAGUUGACAAUGCAAGCUCAAACAAUGGUGUCAUUAAUUUCUUGAAGCGGUGGACCAAAGAUAGGAAGAAUACCAUAUUAGAGCAUGAGUUUUUACAUGUGAAAUGUUGUGCUCACAUAGUGAAUUUAAUUGUUUGUGAGAGCUUGAAAGAGAUUGAUGACUCAAUCACUAGGAUCCGUAAUAUUGUGAAGUACGUGAAAUCCUCUCCAUCUAGGAUGGCCGAAUUCAAGUUUUGUGUUAAAUUAGAGCGCAUUGAAUAUGAGGGUCAACUUUGUUUGGAUGUGGCUACUCGGUGGAACUCCACAUAUUUCAUGUUAGAACGGGCUUUACAAUUUCAAAAAGCGUUUGAGCGGUUGGAAGAUGAUGACACUUUUUUCCAUUUGAAAUUUAGAGAGGAUGAGAUUGCCGAGGAGGUUGGUGAAGGUGGUGAGGGUGUUGUUGGUGUUGGUGGGGCUAACAGUGGGAAAGGGAAAGAGGAUAGUAAAUCACAUUCGGGCCUCCGACAAGUGAUGAUUGGAUGAAGGCUAAGUUGUACUUCAAGUUCUUAAAAUUGUUUUACAAAGCAACUUUGCGUCUUUCAGGUUCUUUGUAUGUCACUUGCGAUGCUUUUUUUACAGAGAUAAUGGUGAUUCAAAGUUCAAUCACCAAAUUGUGUGCAAAUGAUGAUGAAAAUUUGCAAUUAUUGGCACGUGGCAUGAGUUUUAAGUUCGAUAAGUAUUGGGGGGAGGUUUGAUAAGAUCAAUUUGUUAUUAUUUGUUGCGGUUGUUCUUGAUCCCCGUUACAAACUCAAGUAUGUGCAAUGGUGCUGAGAACAAAUUUAUGAAGCUAAGCAUGUUGAGGACUUGGCAAUGAGAUUAAAGAACGAGUUGGCACAAAUAUAUGAUUGGUAUGUCUUGCAUGAUUCAAUUGACAGUGUGCAGACUCAAAAUUUGAGUGAUUCAUCGAAGAGAAUUACUAUGGAUGAAGAUGAUGACACAGAUGUCUUUGAAAAAAUGAUGUCUCAGUUUAAGAAGCAUUUGGAGGAAGAAAGUAAUAUGGUUAAUAAGUCCGAGUUGGAGAGAUUUUUGAUGGAGGAUUGUGAAGAGUACAAUGAUAAUUUUGAUAUCUUGUUUUGGUGGAAGGCUAAUUCCUCCAAGUAUUGCAUCCUCUCUCAUCUAGCACGUGAUGUUCUAGCCAUCCCCGUGUCCACAGUUGCAUCCGGAUCUGCUUUUAGCACGGGAGGACGUGUUCUUGAUCCAUUCCACAGUUCUCUAUCACCCUCUAUGGUGGAGGCCCUCAUUUGUUCUCAAAACUGGUUGCAUUCCCCAGCUCAAAUCAAUCUUAGAGAUCAGUUGGAUGAAUUGGAGAAACUUGCAUCAGAGUUUAUGGAAGGAGGAGAAAGUAACUGACAAGGAUUGAACCAUCAUUGAUGUUUGAAAGCAAUGGUUUUUGGCUUCCAAUGGUUGCUGAAUGUGAUUGCUGCUGUGUCUACAAUUCGCUCUCUGUUUAUGUUUGAGACAGAGUGAAGUUUGUAUGUAAUUUGUUAAUGUUAAGUGUGUUUUGCCUUGGUGUUGGUGGAUUUGAUGCUAAUAUAUACUAUAUAUAUGUAUAUAUAUAUUUUGCUGGUAAGCAACUACUGAGUCUACUGAGUUAUCUUGGUGUUGAUGGAUUUGUUGCCUAUGGUUAUAGAAAUCAAAACCAUUGUUUGACUAUUCUGUAAUAUACCUUUUGAAAUUGUUUAGAACUUUAGUGCCUUCACCAAAUAAUGUCUACAUGUUUGGGACAACUAUGUU